Molecule: messenger RNA, 1389 nt
Organism: Kazachstania africana CBS 2517
Lineage: Eukaryota; Fungi; Ascomycota; Saccharomycetes; Saccharomycetales; Saccharomycetaceae
Gene: NOB1
Product: rRNA-binding endoribonuclease
Exons: 1
Coding region: 1-1389 (462 amino acids)
Biological process (GO): maturation of SSU-rRNA; ribosomal small subunit biogenesis
Cellular component (GO): preribosome, small subunit precursor
Molecular function (GO): RNA endonuclease activity
Source: RefSeq, a predicted model, not a curated record
AUGACUGAUACUCAACCUGCUGUUGUAGCUCCUGCUAUAAUCAACAAGAAGGCACAUUUGAACGCUUUGGUGUUGGAUGCUACGCCGCUCAUUACUCAGUCGUACACGCACUAUCAAAACUAUGCUCAAUCAUUUUAUACCACACCAACUGUGUUCCAUGAAAUCAAGGAUGUCAAUGCUAGAAAGAAUUUGGAGAUCUGGCAAAGUCUGGGAACUUUGAAACUUGUACAUCCAUCAGCAGAAUCGAUACAAAGGGUCAGCAAUUUUGCCAAACUUACCGGUGAUUAUUCAGUCUUAAGUGCCAAUGAUAUACAUAUCUUGGCCCUGACCUACCAACUAGAAUGUGAUUUGAACAAUGGUGACUGGAGAUUGAGGAAAAAGCCAGGCGACAUUUUACAGAAACAAACUGAAACCACUUCCGUUGACGCUGGAAAGAAGAAGAAAAAUCGUAGAAGAGGUGGUAAGAAGCAGAGAGCUAAGAGAGAAGCACAAUUAGUGGAAGAAGCUUCUAAUGAAGAGCCGAAAUUAAUGGAAGAAGCUUCCAACCAAGAACCACAAAUUGAAGGAAAUGCUGCUGAAGAAGUGACGGAAAAAGAUGAAAUACCUGAAAUGGAAGAAACUUCUGACAAGACGGAGCUUCUAGAAGAGUAUUUAGAAGAAGAUGAUGAUGGUGAAUGGAUUACACCUGAUACAUUGACAGAAACAAUGAUCAAGGACAGUGGAGAAGACACCACGGGAUCAAGAAAUGCGGAACUCAGUGAAAAGGAAUUAUCCCAAGCCUUAAAUAAUCCAAAGAACCAAGUCGCGCUUGCGACUGGUGAUUUUGCCGCCCAAAAUGUGGCUUUACAACUCAAUCUUAACCUGAUGAAUUUCAUGUCCGGUUUAAGAAUAAAAAGGUUACGUAACUAUAUGUUACGUUGUCAUGCGUGUUUCAAAUUGUACCCACUACCAAAGGAUGGAAGAUCAAAACAUUUCUGUCCAUCUUGCGGUGGUCAAGGUACUUUACUGAGAUGUGCCGUGUCAGUAGACUCCGAAACCGGUAAGAUAACACCACAUUUAAAGGCAAAUUUUAAAUGGAACAACAGAGGUAACCGAUACUCUCUUUCCAGCCCUCUUUCUAAAAAUUCUCAAAAGAAAUAUGGUAAAAAGGGCUACGUUCAUAGCAAACCGCAAGAAUCUGCCAUAUUGAGAGAAGAUCAAAAAGAAUAUGAAAAGGCACAGAAACAAGAAGAGUGGACCAGAAGACACAACGAAAAAGUUUUAGACAAUUGGAUUGGUGGUGGAUCUGCCGAAAAUUAUAUAUCACCAUUUGCAGUUACUGGUCUAAAACAUCACUCUGUGCGCGUUGGCAGAGGAAGAUAUGUUAACAGCACCAGAAGAAAGAAAUAA